Messenger RNA from Quercus robur (English oak), 1938 nucleotides. RefSeq lists its product as uncharacterized. Lineage: Eukaryota; Viridiplantae; Streptophyta; Magnoliopsida; Fagales; Fagaceae. The record is from RefSeq and is a predicted model, not a curated record. The coding region runs from base 768 to 1691 and encodes 307 amino acids. The transcript is spliced from 3 exons.
CUCUGAUGAAAACAGAGUGAUAUAACUCAAAAUCAGUGUGAUCCAAACAGGGUCUAAGUCUAUCCAAAGUCCAAACUCGGUCAAGCGUAUAGAAAGGAAUUUGCCUAGCUCAAAACGGCUCCUCUUUCUUUUCUUUUACACUUUCGCUCGAAGAGAACCUUGCGACUUUCCAAAGUGUUUUUUCGAAUUUUGGGGAGAAAUCUCCAGUCCCCAUUUUUCUGCUACGUUUUUUUCACUCAAAAUCAUCAGGCAGUGUCAUUUGUACCCACCCUAAAGAGUAAACGACGAAUACAUAACCCCACCUGCGAGAAUCCUGAAUGUAAUUCAAGAAAACUUCUAGUUCCCACUUUUGGUAAAUUAUGGUACCUGGCCAUAGGCGUACUGAAUCUGCAUCCAAUGACUUUGAUGAGUGUCGUUUCCAUGACCUCGAUGCCCAGACCUCAUACCAUGGUUUCUUUUCCAAACGUUGCCUUUAUUUGGAACGUGAUGUCACCUUGUCUGAACUCCAAUUCACUUGUAUUCCUCAUGUUUUUGAGUCUCGUUGAUGGAUUUCAUUGACCUCUGGUUUUCCUGCACCACCCACGAAUCUUGUACAUGAGUUUUACUCAAACAUCCAUGACAUAAAAGAGGAUGGUUCUUUUUCUGUCAGGGUUCGGAAUAUCAGCUUUGAGGUCACUCCUGAUUUAGUCUCCACAGUUUUAGGAAUUCCUCGAGUCCUGGAGUCUCCAUAUCCAUACACUGCUGAGACUGCACCAUCCCAAACAGACAUGUUGACUCUAUUCUGUGGAGAACAUACCAUUUGGCCUAUUGGGAUUUCCAAGGUUAAAUCUGCAUCAUUUAUCCCUGAAUAUCAGUGGCUGAACCGUAUCAUGUGCACCAACCUCUUUCCUAUUGCUCACUUGCAUACACUCAACGUACCUAGGGCUCAAUUGUUGUAUGCCCUCAUCACUGAUGUACCCAUUGACAUUUGUAGACAUAUUUGUCAAGCGAUCAUUGAUGCCUUCGAGUCUAACUCGUCGCGUACUGUACUCCCCUUACCUUGCAUCAUUACUCAGCUCAUUGAAGCCCAAAAGGUUUCUAUUUGUGCUCAAGAUGUGCGGGAAAAACCCUUAUCUGCCUUUGGGAGUCGUACACUUCACCUCAGCUCAUCUCAUAUGAAACGUGCAAGGGACAGUGAUUUUGAUUCCGAUGAUGACUUGGAUCGAGAAAUUGAUGAGAUUGCUAAUGCUGUUCCUGCUGAGUCUGGACCAUCUACUUCUGGUGCUCAGGCUGCUCAUGCAAAGCCCUUAUCUAAAUGUGCAAGGCAAUCUUUUUCUGAUUCCGAUGAUGACUUAAAUCGAGAGAUUGAUGUGAUUGCUGAUGUUGUUGCUGCUGAGUCCAAACUGUCUGCACCUGGUGCUCAGGCUGCUCUGGCAAAGCCCUUAUCUGUGACUGGGAGUAAUACAGUUCAGCUCAGUUCAUCUCAUGUAAAACUUUCAAACCACAUUGUCUAUGAUUCCAAUGAUGACUUAGAUCGAGAUAUUGAUGAGAUUGCUGAUGCUGUGGCUGCUGAGUCUAGACCGUCUACUUCCAGUGCCGCGCAACCUACGUUAUCUAAUAUGAUGAAUCUCUUGCAUCAGAUUCUACCUCGCCUGAAUCGUGUUGAACAAGAUAUUAGAGAGAUUAAGGAGUGUCUGGCUAGAGCUCACUGAGACAUCCCUUUCUCAUUUUGUAACAAAAAGGGUAGUAGGUUUGGCUUUUAGGUUUCUGUGGAGUUAGGAGGUUGAUAAUUUAGUGAUGAACUAGUGUUCUUUGUGAACUUGCUGGUUUUUGUACCUUGUGAACUUUGAUGUUUAGUUACAACAGUCUGUUUUUGUACUUAAAACAGACUGUACCUUAUACUUCUUGCUUCCUGUAGGUACUUAUUAUUGUAAAUACACAUAUCAAAUUUUGUCCGUA